Molecule: messenger RNA, 2409 nt
Organism: Rhinichthys klamathensis goyatoka
Lineage: Eukaryota; Metazoa; Chordata; Actinopteri; Cypriniformes; Leuciscidae
Exons: 12
Coding region: 440-2296 (618 amino acids)
Biological process (GO): protein dephosphorylation; cilium assembly
Molecular function (GO): protein tyrosine/serine/threonine phosphatase activity
Source: RefSeq, a predicted model, not a curated record
UCAGACCAAAGAAAACUUUCCAAUUGUUUUCAAAAGUUCCUUUGAUUAAGCAAAAUGCACAUGAGAAAAUAUUUCUAGUGGUUUGGUAUAUAUUAUUGUAUCAGACUGCUGGACCCUUAUAUAAUUAGACUUAAUACGAAUCGUGAAUGUCUAUCCACUAAUGUGUUUAUGACACUUAAUAAGGAUUAGAAGCCAAUCGCUGGGUCAGCUUUGAGGCAUGAACAUGUAUGCAGUAUAGCCAUGUUGCAUUCUCUCUACAUGUUUGUAAUAACGUCUCCAUGUACGCCUCUCACAUUUAACUCUUUCUUUGGAUGGAGCCACAUGGCUGACUUUCCAAAGCACAGCAAAUCCACAUAAUGGCCUGCUACAUUUUAAGCCAUUAGUGCAUAUAGAAGCAGUCAUUUGCUGUUAGUUUCCCUCCUUUCCUCUCCUGUCCUCCAUGAUUUCACAAGUUCCAGUGCCCAGACCAUCAUAUUCUCAGGCCAGGGAGAGUCUGGUGAAGGCUGUUCCUCCUAAGAUCAUCUGUCUUCUGGCCUGUGGGGGGAGAGACUGCCGCUAUGAGGGUCCGGCGUGCUGGAGCACGAGCCAGCAGGCCGUUGAAGGAGUCUUUAGCAGCUGGGUGACGGAUGACAUUAUUGCAAUGGCACGACCUUCUACAUACCUCAUCAAGAGAUACAGCAUCAUAGAACAGUUCAAACAGUUGAACAUUAAAUCCAUCAUUAAUAUGCAGCUCCCAGGGGAACAUGCUCACUGCGGCCCUCCUCUGGAGCCUGACAGUGGGUUCACAUAUUCACCUCAGGUCUUUAUGGACAGCCAAAUUUUUUUCUAUAAUUUUGGGAUGUCUGAUUUUGGAGUGUCUUCUUUGGAGGGGAUGGUGGAUGCCGUGAAGGUUUUGGCUUUCUCUGUGCAGGAAGGGAAGGUGGCAGUUCACUGCCAUGCUGGAUUAGGCAGGACAGGUGUUCUUAUCGCAUGUUAUCUAGUCUACACCUGUCGAAUCAGCGCUAGUGAAGCUGUCCACUACGUCCGGAUCAAAAGGCCUCGUUCAAUCCAGACUCGAUCACAGAUCAAUCUGGUGUUUGAUUUCGCCCGGGUGGUGAGCUCUCAGCUGGCCCAAUUCCCGUGUCUGAACGUGCGCCACGGUUCUUCCUUCAGUCUUCGGCAGUACCUCCUGCGUCAGGCUCUUCUGCUGCACGGGGAAGAGGCUCGAACACUCAAACACACACCCAAGAUCCUGCACGUCCUCUGCAGCAUGCUGAUCACUUUAACCCAGGGAGCUUCCAGUCCUCCAGAGGUCCAGAGAGAACUGGAGAAGAGGGUGAACAUUCUGGCUCUAAAGAAGGCAGUGAAGGAGACACUUUUGAAGAGGAACCUUCCUGCUCUGAAGGAAAGGCGAGGCUCAAGCAGAAUGUUCUCCUGCAAGUCCUGGGACGAGCCAUUCGGGUUCUUGGAGAGGAAGAGAGACGUCCUACUAAACAAGCGAAGCUACAGCGAAUCAGAUCUCAGCAAGAUUACCAUCAUUAAGGAUUUCAUGUUCUCACAUUACUCUCCUCAAUCUGGUGGACACCAUAAAAUGAGCAAUGGAGAAAUCGGCCCAUCAAAAGAUCAGAGAAUCCUAACAGAAUCCCAAAAGAUUCCUUAUAUCUGGAUGACAGACCAAAGCAAUGGAACAUCAGCUCCUCACUCAUAUAAUGAGACUGUGAACAAGAAGACAAAAUGUACAACCAAGAAACCUCAAGUUUUCCUAAAGUUCAGUUCAAACCUCGAGUUAGGACGAGAGGAUCAUACAUUAGAUCAGUCGUCAUUAUCGAGACCUGUCGCUAAAGCAAUGGCACAACAGCGUCCUCCAGUGGACACUGUAUUGAAAAGAGCAGCGGGCUUGCAGGAUGAGCUCAACUUGAGUGAAUGUGGCUGGGUUACAUUAGUCAUGGAAACAGAUCCAGACGUUCUGAGCACACUGUUAUGGACCUGGCUGGACAGACUAAAGGAGCCUGUUCUCAAUAAAGAUGACAUAGAGAGGCUGACCUCAACCUGGCCUGCACAAAACUCCCUUAUCACACUUCACAAGUCUCAGCGGCACACCAUCUGCUGUUUGCUGGAUUGUGUGGGUCAUGUGGUGGUUCAAUGUCCUCAGUUUGAACAUGCUAUACUACAGAGACUCAUUCGAGCAUUAACAAGACGCCCUCCUGAGGAAAUAGAGAGAAACAGCAUCUUGUUGCUCGUCCUCAGAGCUUCAAUGAGAGAGCUGUGCCUACACAACCACCAUCCAAAUACUGCAACACCAUCAGGGUUAAACUAAAAAAAGAUAUCCAUAAAGAAAUAUUGUUUCAUUAACUGUAUGACUGAUCAAGUUAAUUGAUAUGUAUCUCAAUGUGUACAGUUGUCCCCAAAAGCAUUUAAACACUUAUCACA